Messenger RNA from Staurois parvus, 413 nucleotides. NCBI's taxonomy places the organism in Eukaryota, Metazoa, Chordata, Amphibia, Anura, Ranidae. The record is from the annotation of a GenBank genome assembly.
AAACAGCCACUCACCUGUCCCACAAUCCCACUGUGUCCUCUCUGCAGCCCGUUUCACCAGCCACCUGCCCUGUAUUCCAGGAGGCCGGCAUCUUCAGUGUGGGCACCCGGCUGUGAUAGCUUGUGGCUUCACAGCCGGGUACCCACUGCGCAUGCGCAAGUAGCGCUGAGCUUCAUGAAUGGUCCUGUAGUCUUCUGGGAUCUGUCACAUGUCCCAAAAGACUACAGGGAGGGAGGACACCUUCUGCUUCCGAUCGCCUAGGUGAUCGGUCUGGAAGUGGGAGCGGGUACCUGUCAAAUUGCGGUACCCGCCCCACAAUGUUGCCAAUCCUUAAUGGGGAGCGGGGGAGCAGCCCUUAAAGUGGAACUUCCCCUUUUGGGUGGAGCUCCGCUUUAAGUACUACAUGAUCCUCU